ACUGUAGAUUGGUGUUAUACAAGCGAAAAUUCGUGAUUUUUGUGAAAUCCCAGGAAACCGAGACAGGGUUAAACCCAGGGUUAAUCUUAAAAGUGUAGUCUGUACUGAAGUUAAUAAAAUGAGUUCACAUACACAAGACAACGAGAGCGAUGAUGGGAUGGACGAGUUUAUGGACAAAUUUGCCACACAAAAAUACAAAGGCGCUUUCAACGAGGACAAAUGGGAGGAGGAGUUUGACAAGAUUCCCAUGUUCAUGAAGAAGGCCCCCGAGGAGAUCGACCCCAAAACACACCCAGAGCUGGCCUGUCUGCAGUCCAUCAUUCAUGAUGACGACAGACCACCAGAGGAGCAAGCCAAGAGCCUCAAAGAUGAAGGGAAUGAAUACUUCAAGGAGAAGAACUACAAGAAGGCUAUAGUGGCAUACACCGAAGGAUUGAAAAAGAAAUGCAGUGAUACAGACCUUAACGCCGUCCUGCUUACAAACAGAGCAGCCUCACACUUCUACCUUGGUAAUAUGCGGUCUGCCUUGAAUGAUGCUGUAGCUGCCAAGAAGCUGAAACCAGACCACCUUAAGGCACUGAUAAGAGGUGCCCAGUGUUGCAUGGAACUGCGCAACUAUGGCGAAGCCUUGCAGUGGUGUGAGGAGGGCCUCAGAGUCCAGGCCAAGGACAGGAAACUGCAGGAGCUGAGAGCCACAGCUGACAAGCUGAAGAGGACGAUGGAGAGAGAUGCCCGGAAAGCAAAAGCAAAAGAGAAAAAGGAUCGCUGUGAGAGAGAAGCUCUCCUUGGGGCCAUCCGGAAACGUGGCAUCAAGUUGUUGAAGCCAGAGCAUCCCUCUAAGCGUAGUUCAGACUGUGAGGAGGACGAUGAAGGGGACUGUGGCACAGCUGCGGCUUUGGCAGGGAUGGACCUAGAUGGCCUGUGCUCACAAGAGGCCACUGGAUCGAGAGUGUUCCUGGAUGAACACGGUACUCUGCAUUGGCCUGUCCUCUUCCUGUAUCCUGAGCACCGGCAGACAGAUUUCAUCUCUGCAUUUAAUGAGUCUUCCAGCUUCACGGAUCACUUGACAGUCAUGUUUGGGGAGGAACUUCCUCCCUGGGACACUGACAGAAAAUAUCACCCUCAGAACCUAGAGUUGUACUUUGAGGACUAUGAGACAGAGCAGCUUCAUCAAGUUGACUUUCAGACCACCCUUCUCAAAGUCUUGCAGCAUGACAGGUGUUUUGUGAAAGCAGGCACCCCUAGUUUCAUUAUCUUGGUCAAAGGGUCUGCAUUCUGUAAGGACUUCUUGUCUGGGAAGAAGGUUCAUAGACUGAAACUGAAAUGAAGUCAACAACAUGAGAACUACAUUGACUGAAACCUGCACGGGUCAUCAGUCAAACCAGCAGAGACCUACUGUUGAGGCACUCUUGACUUGUGACCCCUUUGGCUUGUUUAACAGGGGGGAGUUUGUGUACUGGAACACUUUAAUGGAAAUGAACUAAAUUCUUUUUUUUAAAUAACAGGCGUAUUCAAUAUCAAAGAAGAGGUAUUAAUCACAAAAAUGUAUAUGCACGUGUCUGUGGCAGAUAAGGAUAUGUGCUAAGCCAAAAUAAUGUAUUCAUGCAAUUUACACAUGUAAUGACACUUGCUGGAAACUCCACUAGCCCUGACGUAGGAGAAUGCCUUCCAUUAGUGAAAAGAAGUAUAUUAAACCCCUUGUAUACUGGGCUUUUCCAUUUUCAUUGGAGAUAGUUUAUGUAACUGAAUGUACAUAAUCAAAAUCUUGUUACAGUUUUGUGGUCUUUAGGGUUCUUAGCAAAGAAUAUUUUGAGAAAGAAGGUAACUUGCUUUCUCCUGUAAAUAUCUGAGCAGAACAUCAACCACUGACCU
This is a messenger RNA of Megalops cyprinoides (Indo-Pacific tarpon), 1872 nucleotides long. RefSeq names its product tetratricopeptide repeat domain 4 (gene ttc4). Bases 119 to 1327 code for a protein of 402 amino acids. NCBI's taxonomy places the organism in Eukaryota, Metazoa, Chordata, Actinopteri, Elopiformes, Megalopidae. The transcript has 10 exons. Gene Ontology annotation, molecular function: actin binding; Hsp90 protein binding. The record is from RefSeq and is a predicted model, not a curated record.